AUAUCAGGCGCCGGGCGGCAGGACCGAGCGAAGCCAGAGGUGAGCCGGGAAGCGCCGUGAUCGCUGUCAGGGAGCGCGCCCGCUUGCCAUCGCCGCCUCCUCCUCCAUACAUCCCCGCGCCGCCGCCCGCGUCCCCGCCCGCCGCCGCGAGAAGCAGCCCGGCCGCCUGAGGAUGUCUUUCCCUGUGGAUAAGUUGAACAGCUACAGUCAUGAGGACUUGGAGAACUCAGCAGAGGAAUACUUGGCUGACCUUCGGUGUAGGAGUCCAAACUGUCUUGAAUUCUUAUCUCUGCCAGACCGCAGGAAAAUUCCUAUUAGGUUGACAACUGUGGGCUUCGUUCCUCUUUAUGGUGAAGAACAGACACACAAACUUCUUGCCUUGUUUGCACCAGGAGACUUGCUCACAGCUGUAGCCCUGUAUCUUGCUGGCCAGUGGUGGUCAAUUGAUGACAUUGUGAGAACAUCUAUCCCUGCUAGACAGGGGCUUCAUCAGGUGAAAUCCGUUGGAGAGAGGAUUGUUCUCUAUGUUCUGAAUCGAAUUAUCUAUCGGACACAAGAAAUGGGAAGCAAUGAGAUCCCAUUUCUCUGUCAUGGUAGCAAUGACUACGCUAAGAUCUUGUGGAAAAAAGGAGAGGCUAUUGGCUUCUAUUCUGUUAAACCUAAAGGAAGUGUUUGCAGCACUUAUCGCAGUCAGACUUACUGUCUGCCAGUGCUAGACACAAUAUUUGUGAGAAAGAAGCAUCGUGGGAAAGACUCUGGGCUAAUCAUAUUGGAAGACUUUGUGAAAUCCUUUACUGAAGGCCCUCUCGGUUUGCGAUACCCGCUGUCGUCCUUCACAUACACAGCUUGUAAGCAAUAUCUUGAGAAGUACCCUGGGGAUCAUAAACUUUUGUGGGAAGUGGAGGGACCAGGAUGUUGGUUCCAGAGAUCAAAUAUUAUGGCUAUGCUGCAAAAUGAAAAGAAGCUCAAAAUGGAAGCAGAAGCCUUACAGGAAGAAGAGAGUUCCCAAGCAGACAGUAAUUUUCAGCAGUCUGCAGCAGUAUCUGAAGCUAGUGGACAGAAGACUGAUCUAGAAACACAGCCAAGUGCUGCAUCUCAAAGUAAAGAAUCAACAGAGGUUGAUGCAAGCACAUCUGAAGACCCAGAUGCAGCUCCUGUUCCCAUCUGGACACGAAGCAGUCAUCUAAAACGUCCCAGGAUAAGAAAAAAUGGCAAGGAAUCUCCACCUGAAACUUCCAAAGGAGUUGAGGAAAAUGCUCCUUGUGUGUCAGAAAGCAGGGUGGAACUUCCUGCCCACACAUCUGAAAGCUCUGAAGACUUAAUAGAAAUACCUGAGGACAAUAUUGUUGAGAAGGAUGGGGAAACGAUUGUUGAAAAUGAGGGCCAGUCUGCAUCAGAAGCAGAGCUACAUGUGUCACCCCCUGAGAAACAGAGUGAGAAGGAGGAAACUCCAUCAGAACCUCUUAAUGGUGAGGUAACAGAGGAAACUGGUAAGACCUCACUUACGGCUGAAGAGGAAACAGCAAAUGAAGUUCUAAGUGGUGAAUUGAAAUUACAAUCUGAGAGUCAAGGAGAAGAACCCUUAACACUGUUUGUUCCGUUAAUCCUUGAGCCUCCGGCAAAACCUGCAGAAGACACUGUAUCAGAGAAGGUUAUAAAUGCAAAUGAUUCAGAAGAGCUGACCGAAGAAAGUACAUUUGUAGAGGAGAGCACUGAAGAAGAGCAAGAAUCUGAAAAGUCUGUAAUUGAAAAUGCACCACCUCCAGCAUCAAAGGAAGAGCCCUCUGACAAUGGCCUGCCCAACUCUGUGGUAAAUGAAGCAGCAGAAGAAUCUGUUUCUGAAAACGUAUCCCCCAAAACGGCUUCCUCAUUGGAAGAUCAAAAUGAGGAAGCAGGGCAAAACUCACAGGAGCCCCCCGUUGCCUUGAAUCAGAGCUCUUUGAUAGUGGUUGAAUUUGAGGGUGUUUCUUUUCAGCAGCCUUUGGGACCGGAAGGACAGAAAAGCCAGUUGGAAGAGCACUCAGAAGAGUCUGUUGAGCAGAUGGAUCAGUACACACAGACAACUGCGGAGCGGGCUGCUGACAGCAGCUCUGAGGAAGCAGAAAUUGAGGUACCCAUCGUAGAUCGGAGAAACUUGCGAAGAAAGGCCAAAGGCUACAAAGGCCCACCCAAGAAAAAAGGAAAGCCAGCUUAAAAAUGAAAUAUUGAUUGAUAAUUCAUCUAUUUAUAAGAAAGUUAUUAUCUUGUGUAAAACACUGGGGUGUAACUUAACCAUAUAGGACACAGGACACAUGCUUAAAAUUUUGGGUUGGACUCCCUCUUGAGAUUCACCUUUCCUCAAGCCUUCUUGAAUUUUUAACCACUAGACAUUGAGCUUCAUCAGAGUAUGAAAGUAAACAGCCAGUCUCCUCCUUUUAUAAACCAUACCUGCUGAAUAAACACAGUUGUGCUAGCAAAGCCAACAGUUUGCAUAUUUGAGGUGGCAGUUGUGGAAGAAAAAUGCAGCCUGAAAUCCUGGCCUUAUCAAGGUCCCCGAAAUUCCCAUAAGGCUUCCAUGAGGCCAGAUACCACUCUUAGCACUUUUUAACUACCCUUGUGUUCUCUACUGUAGAGAGAAGCAGAACAAGAAAAAUCCUUGCUUGCUUCUUGUUCCCUCCCCAUAUAUUUUUUCCCGGGUGAGAUUAAAAGAAUGUAAGAUUCUGUAAUUCUAGGUCUCAAAAUACACAAGAAGGUGUAACUCAGUAGAUCAAAACAACAUGAGCAGCAUCGGUCUUUUCAUAAGAGUCGCUUGAAACAGAUGAGUCAGUAGAAGCAUGGUCAGCUCAGCGUCUCCGUAGUGCACUCUGCAAUGAAGUUCUUCACGGGAGAUCAAGAGAUGCCUCUACAGUAAACUGUUUGUAGCUUCCAAAGCGAGCAUCUCGAUAAGCCUGUUUUGUCUUUUUUCCAGAGUGUAUGAAGUGUACGCUCCAGUACCUAUACAGAACUGUUUGAACUGCCUUGCUGACUACUUGCAUGUGUUGAGUGGAUACCUGAUUACUUGUUCUGUUCCAGAAAAUAGAUAUGACAACUUUGGAUGUCAUUUUGGUCUGAAUGGAAGUGGUGCUUUGUGUGUUCCAAAUCCUUGGCUGGUUCUGUGGGGUAACUAUUAAAACAUUGUGGCUGCCAGGUGUGUGACUCAUUUGAGUGCUGGCAUUUCAGGUGGUUGUGACAUUCAUUAGUGUGAAUAUUAGUGGGUGUUUCAGCAAAUGCUUGUUUGCCAAACUUUUAUGCCUUUAGGAGUUAGCAGGGGAUUGCUUGCAAAUACUUCUGAUUCCCACUUUUUCUAACUUGGGUGCAGUUCCUGGGAUGAUAACUUCCCAGUUUGUAGCUUUUCUUAAAAUGCAGCAACCAACCUUUGUUGUAUGCAAACAGAAAACCAGGCUUUUUAUGCAUGUUUCCCUUCAGUGGUUCUCCUGGAAAAUCAUAUUUUAUUUGUCACAUGUACAUUAAGUUACUCCUCAGUUUGUGUUUUUCUUUCAAUAAAUGAAGCUACUCUCAUAAUGGGUUGAAAACUCAGGAAUAAGAAAGAACAAUGGUUCUAAGACAAGGAAAUCACAGCACUGUUUGUCCUGUUACAUGCUUUUUUUCAAGAUGAGUGAACUAGUCUCCCAUGGUGUCUCAAAACUGCUGUUCAGGAUUUCCAAGUACAAGGUUCACUUGAAUAGCUGCAAUGAUGUCUGAACUCUUAUUCGUCUGUGAAGCUGAUGUGAGAAUCUGGUUUUCGAUAUUAUGCUUAUACACUUUAACUGUGCUUUCUAAGAUAUUUUAACUGUGUAAGAUAACAUUUGUACUAUCUCUUUCAGCUGAUGAAGUACUAUGCUCUGUUUUAAUCUGUUAAGAGCAGCUUAUAGAGAAAAGAAGAAAAAAAGAAAAGCAGUUGUUAAGAAUUGUGUAACACCUAAACUUUAGAUUCACAGUGCACAGGAUUACUGAGUUAAAUGUAGGAGUUUUGAGCUAUUGCACAUAGGUAUGAGUUCCUAUCAAUAUACAUAUAGGUACUCCUUAUGAACCCUAUGGCUGGUAAAUGUACAAGGUCUUUCAUAAUUCUUGUAAACAUAUUCAAGUGAACCCUUAGCAUUUCUAAAACUAAUCAAGUAUUUUCUAUAAAGCACAUGAGACAAAACUUUUAUCUACUGUAUGGCUUCAUUUUUACUACUAAGAUUCAUUGUGAGAAAAGAAAAGAGUGGCUAGAAAACGCAUCAGUUGCACUGCUAAGAAUUUGGGAACUGAGGGCUGGUGGCAUAAAAAGUGGUUGUUUUCAGUAUAUUCUGAUUAAUCUUGCAUUUUUAGGGCAGGCUUUAAUUAAGAUUAAUCUGCUGAAUACUUCAAUUGAUACAAAUUUAUCCACUUUCAAAAAGUCAACGACUAUUUUGCUUAUGAAAAGUGAGUCCCAGUUAUUUCAAUUACUUCUGGGGGAUUUUUUGAUACAUAUGUUUAUUGCUUGUAUUCCCUGUGAGGUCAGAAAACAGUGUUUGUGUGAAGGUAAUGUCACUCAUCUGGCUUUCACUUUUCAUGGUUAAGUUGGAACCGAUUGCAAUUACUAUCUUUCCUUUUAAGAGGCUUGCAUAUUAAAUGCAUAAAUAUUACAAGAAGAUUAUCAGAUUAUGUCAGUCUUGGUUUCUAUUGAGAACAACCAGAUUUCUGAUCUUAUUUCCGUGAAUCAAUUGUAAAUACUGAACUUAAAUUCACAUCGCAAAGUAUACUCUUGAGUAGAUACCUCUGUAAAUCUGAAGUACCUGAGAUAGUAGCAAUGGCCAGACUGAAGUACAGAAUGUGGGCAGUUGGGGUGCAUUCAGCAGUUCGGUUAACUAGUACAGUCCUGAGAACUGGAUAUUGUUUUAACUGUGAUUGCAGCAGUACUUUGAAAUAAAGGGCACAGUUUAUUUCUGCAACAACUUCUUUGGCAUGAGUCAUCUUGCAGUAAAUGCAGAGUAGCAAAAUCAAAAUACUGACUUUAAGUAAUAGUUUUUAUUGCUGUACUGAUGUCCCAUUGGAACAGUAGUUUAAUGGUCUAUACCUUCUGUUAUAUUAAUGCAAGGGAACAUAUCUGACAGCUGUAUUGACUGAAGUGUUUUACCUUGGGGAAAAUCAGUGUUUUCUAGGCUUGGACAAUUUUUUUUUUGGUCUGUUAACUGUCUGUCUUAUUACCAUCAAACUCUUAAAGAAUUUUUAAGAUCUUAUUGCACCAGCAACCAAUGAUUAAAACCUCAACUUCAUACAAGUUUGUACCAAAUGCUAUUACAACAUGCUGUGGAACAUGUGUACAGUGAAAGCAAGCAGUAUUAUUUUUGAGCUUUAUUUAGUCUAGGAAUAGAGUUUCAAGAAUAUUAAUUUGUGGCUUCAGCUUUGCACUUAAAUGGUAAAUGGUUUUGUAUUUGAAUCCAACAUUUGUUCAAAUGUUUCUCUUGUACUGCUUGUUAACUUUUAACAGGAUUUGCUUUGCAUCUCCCACAAUUCUCUUUUGGUCUGCUUUCAUUUCAUGCAAAAUUCUUGUUUGCUGUUCUCAUGUUUUAUAGUCCUUUACACAAAAAUGUAUACAUCUUACUUCAAAAGUGUUGUCAACUGACUUGAAAUAAUGUCUGACCUUGGUUUGUUGCUUUUUUUAAUACCAUUUCAUUUGUAGAUACCAGUAAUCAAAUUGAUCAUUUACAGUGUCAUCACCACUACUAAGUUAAACAUAGCAACAAAUAGGUAUAAGUUUCAGCUUCUCCGCUUUAAGUGGCCAUUCUAAAAAAAAAAAAAAUUUCCAAGAGGAUAUACUUCUAAAUUUAUUUUCACAAAUGUGUUAGAUGUUUUUUAAACCAGUGAUACCCUGUUUAUAAAUCUUAUGAAGGAUGUGUUGCUGUUCUAGAAUAUUGUACUGCAGUCUUGCUACAGUGUUAGUUUUUCCUUUUGUAGUGCUGUCUUCACUGCUUUUGAAAUGUUUGAAGUAGCAAUUAAACUUAUAUUUUGUGAUUAGGUUUUUCUUUUUCUUGGUUUUCAGUCUUUGAGUUCUUUCUGCUAUACAGGAGGCAUGUUUUAAAGUGAUCCUAGAUCUAGCAUCAUCCUACAAUCGGUCUGCUACCAAGGAGCUUUAAAAGCUGAAAGAUGAUUAAUUAAGAAAUUAAAGUUUGCUACAGACAAGCCAACUAGAAAUGCAGUAAUGCACUCCCUACAGUGUGGUAUAUUAAAAUGUCUGAAGUAGAACAA
This is a messenger RNA of Calidris pugnax (ruff), 6228 nucleotides long. Its product is annotated as soluble lamin-associated protein of 75 kDa-like. The transcript has 13 exons. The record is from RefSeq and is a predicted model, not a curated record. Bases 173 to 2194 code for a protein of 673 amino acids. NCBI's taxonomy places the organism in Eukaryota, Metazoa, Chordata, Aves, Charadriiformes, Scolopacidae.